Verticillium nonalfalfae is the source of this 1278-nucleotide messenger RNA. RefSeq lists its product as uncharacterized. Gene Ontology annotation, molecular function: hydrolase activity, acting on carbon-nitrogen (but not peptide) bonds. NCBI's taxonomy places the organism in Eukaryota, Fungi, Ascomycota, Sordariomycetes, Glomerellales, Plectosphaerellaceae. The transcript is spliced from 2 exons. The record is from RefSeq and is a predicted model, not a curated record. Bases 1 to 1278 code for a protein of 425 amino acids. Gene Ontology annotation, biological process: carbohydrate metabolic process.
AUGUUUAUCAACGCUCCUUCAGUUUCACUACUUGCGACCCUCGCCGCCCUCAGCGAGUUGACUUUCGCCGCGCCUGGCAAUGUGCAAAAGAGAGAACUUUCAGCUCGUCAGGAUAGUCGGCCGCGCCUUGGCAAUGUAGCCUACGGUUCCGAGAUUGUCUCGUGCAGCAGCCCCGGCAAGAUUGCCCUCACUUUCGAUGAUGGACCGGGUACUUUGACGGCCGGCAUCGUCGACACCCUCGAGAAGAACAAUGUGAAGGGCACCUUCUUCAUGGUUGGAAAGAAUGGAGGGGAUGGACUCACCACCGGGAACUACGACUCGCUCCUCAAGCGCAUGCAUGCCAGCGGCCACCAUCUUGCCAGUCACUCAUUCAGCCAUCCCAACUUUGACGAGAUCGACUACGACCAAAAAGUCCUUGAGCUCGAGAAGAACGAGAAGGCUUUCGCUGACAUUCUCGGAUUCAUCCCAACGUACUUCCGCCCUCCUUACACCGCCUGCAACGAGGAGUGCUACCAGGCCCUUGGGGAUAUGGGCUACCAUGUUACUGACUACGACCUCGACACCAAGGACUGGGAGGCCGGCGGCGUCAACGCCAAGGCGAGGUACAGCUCUGCCGUCAAAGCCGCCGACCCCUCCUCCAGCUCGUUCAUCUCGCUGUCUCACGACAUUCAGGAUUUCACCGCCAACGGUUUUGUCCAGUUCAUGAUUGACGUGGGCAAAGAAAAGGGUUUCCAAUUCGUUACACUCGGCGAGUGCCUCGGCGACCCUGCGAGCAACUGGUAUCGUGACCCGAAGACCUUUGGCCCUGCCGAUACCUCGAUCGACCCCCCCGAGCCCAGCACCACCUCGAUUAGCAGCACUGCGACACCAACAUCCACCAAGGCCCCCGAGCCCAAGAAGCCCAAGGAGACCACCAAGACAGAGUCGGAGGCGUCAAGCUCCACCAGUAUUGCCAAGUACAUCCCGGCGCCCACCGAAGGUCGUUUCAUCGAGGCCAGCUCCAUCGUUGAAACUUCAACCUUUGUGUCUGAAGAUGCAUCAACCACAGUUACCCUAACUACUACCUUUGCCACCACGACCGCUAUAACAGUCGCUUCUUCUGCUGUCACGAGCAGCACCUCCAACACUACCAGCGCAGAGCCCUCGACACCCACGGAAACCAGCAGCGAGUCCGCGCCGUCGGCCGUUGACGAGGACAGCGCCGCCAUUGCAGUGCCUGCGCUCUCCAGGACCUUCGUCGGUUCUCUGGUGGGUUUCGCAGCCUGGAUGCUUCUCUAG